This is a messenger RNA of Colletotrichum orchidophilum, 1422 nucleotides long. RefSeq lists its product as uncharacterized. The transcript is spliced from 2 exons. The record is from RefSeq and is a predicted model, not a curated record. Lineage: Eukaryota; Fungi; Ascomycota; Sordariomycetes; Glomerellales; Glomerellaceae. The coding region runs from base 1 to 1422 and encodes 473 amino acids.
AUGACAUUCUCUCUCUCAUUGCGCCAAGCCGCCGUGGCAGCGUUGCUCUUCAACGUGGCGGUGACAGCCAGCUACGAUAGUCGGCGAAGUAAUGAAGCCUCGGAAGAUACGAAGCGGGCUUCGAUUGUUGCUUCCGUAAAGGCUCGAAACCUGAACGUCAGAAACUUUGUACAAAAGUUGGAUGUCGACAGCGUAUUGUCUGCCCUCGGUAGCAGUAAUAAUAACGCAAAAGGCGAUGAAACUCCAAAUGUAGCUACCUUAGCUGCUGAUGAGGCUGUUCCUGCCGCUCCUCAGGCUCAGCCGGCAGCACCACCAGCAUCGGCCGCGGGACAGGCUCCUCCUCCUCCUCCUCCUCUGGCGAACGGUGCGCCCCCUCCGCCUCCCGACCCAAACGCCGCUCCUCCACCGCCGCCUCCCGCUAAUGGCAUUCCUCCUCCUCCUCCCCCUCCGGCGAAUGGUGCACCACCGCCGCCGCCGCCCAACGGGGCACCUCCACCGCCUCCUGACCCAAAUGCUCCUCCUCCACCUCCUCCGGACCCGAAUGCGCCUCCUCCUCCACUCCCUGAUGGUGCACCACCGCCACCGCCUGAUCCUAAUGCAGAACCGCCACCACCACCUCCAGAUGGAGGGCCAGCUCCCGACCCAAACACUGCCCCUCCGCCACCUCCUGAUGGAGGUCCUGCACCUGAUCCGAAUGCCCCUCCCCCACCACCUCCACUCGGCGAGGCGCCUCCCCCUCCGCCUGAUGAUGGCCCUCCUAUGCCGCCUCCAGAUGGUGGGCCGGCUUCCGACCCGAACGCUCGCCCUCCGCCGCCGCCUGACGCUGAGGGACCACCACCACCCCCUCCUGAGGCUGCUCCAGCUGUGAACGGGCAACCUCUCGCGCCACUGGCUGUUGGAGCACCUCUUCAACCUGCUGUGCCCGCAGCUCAAUCUCCCCCUCCCCCGCUCGCGGCAAAUGGAACUGAUCCAGCCGGGAAGAAGAGGAAGGACAAGAAAGGCAAGGGAAAGGAUGACGCCGGAAAGAAAGCAAGGGAUGAAGCCAAGAAGAAGGCUGAGGGACAAGUAGUAGGUGCUACUGGUCCUGGUAUGACGGCCGCCAAUGGAACAGCCCUUGCGCCUUCUGGCAAUAAGGGAAAGAAGGGCGAGGACGCCAAGGGCAAAGAUGCGAAGCAAUUGAAGGACGGAAAGGGUACUGGAGCAAUCCCAGGGGCGGCCGUCAAUGGUACUGCAACGGCAGGCUCAAAUGUAAAAGCCAAGGGCAAGGGUAAAUCCGAUGACCCCGAGGCAAAGAAGGCAAAGGAAGCAGUCCUAGGCGGAGAGGGGGCAGCAGCAGCAGGGAAAUCAACUGGGACAGCAUUCGACAGACGCCGGCGGUUGAGCUUAAAGCGGCGAAACCUUGUGGCCAAUUUCGGCUGGUGA